GGACAUAAAAGCAAAUAAAAAUGAUUUGUAGAUUGUGCCUGAAGCAUUUUAAAAAUGUAAUUAAUAUUUUUGACGAGAUAGGUAUUGAAUUGAAUGUGGCUGCAGUACUUGCUAAAUACUUCUGGUUCGAGCCAAGGAGUGAUGACCCAAUAUCUACAGCAAUAUGCAAUUCGUGUUGGAUUAGCGUUUCCAAUUUCAAUGAAUUUUACUUAGGUGUCGAGGAAGCUCAUAGACUAUUAACAGAACGAUUUUCAUUAAAGACCGAUAUAGAGCCCAAUUGCCGUAGGAAGCGUAACUAUUCAAUAACCGAUGAAAAAGAUGUCAAUGAAUGGUUAGAACAAAAUUUAUCAACCACAAUUCCCAAAAACGACUUCAGUAAUGAUGAUGACGAAAUAAACAAUCAACAAAAUAUCAUUACACCGGAAAAGCCUGCUGUCAAAGGCUUAAACUGUGUGGAAUCGAAAGAAUUGAAAUGUGAACAGUCUGUAGAAAAUGAUGAGCCUUACAUAAAUAGUGAAUCAUUUAUGGAAGAAGUAAUGGGCAUUGUGGAAGAAAGCGAAGAUGCACUUGCCUUACCGCUAGAGUGUCAGCGUCGUUCCACUCGCUCUAAAACAAAGAAAAUUUCAGAACACAUCAAAAGAACAUCAGAACUUGAAUUGAAAAUAGUGGACAAUGAAUGUCAAAAGGCAGAUUUUGGAAAUAGAAAACGUCGAGGUCGACCACCUAAAAUUAAAAGUGAAACAAGGGAUAAAAAAGGGGAAACGAAAUCUAAAAUUGAUUCAAAUGAUGGUGAUGAUUCGCAACAGGAAAGUUACGAGGAACGGAUGCGUCUAAUUGAUGAAAAAAUCGCGCAAUGUAUACGUUUAGUAUGCGAUAUUUGUGCAACGGAACAACAGACAUUUUCUCAAUUAAGAAAACAUAUGGAGAAAAUUCACCAAUGUAAAGGUUACGCAACUUGCUGCAAUAAAAAGUUUCAUAAACGARCCCUUUUGGUGGGACAUAUAGAAAAACAUAUUAAUCCAGAUUGUUAUAGAUGUGAGUCUUGCGACAAAACAUUUGCUGAUAAACAAUGUAUGCGUAACCAUUUCUUGAUCAAACACCAGCCGGAAGAAGAAAAACAGUAUCAAUGUGAACACUGUCCGAAACGGUUUGCACGUCCCUAUAUCCUUGAACAACAUCGUCUUAUUCAUGAAGAACGUAGUCACAUUUGUGAUAUCUGUAAAAGAGGGUUUGCAUCAGCCAACAUGCUGAGCACACAUAUGAAAACAAUGCAUUCGAGUUAUGGUGCCACUAUGUGUGAUGUUUGUGCGAAAGUCAUAAGGGGGCGCACAGCUUUUGCCCGACAUCAGUUGGAGCAUUCUGGUAUUGUUUUGCCGAAAGUUCAAUGCGAAAAGUGUGGAUCAUGGCAUAAAGAUAAAUAUAGUUUACAGAAACAUAAGCGACGUCAUAACGACGAUGGCACCUUACACAUUUGUAGUAUAUGCGGAAAGGUGGCGCCAAAUCGCAGCKCCCUACUCAGUCAUCAACGUUAUGUUCAUAAAUCUGAACGCGUUUUCGAGUGUAGCGUUUGCAAGAAGGCUUUCAAAAAAGCUAUAUCUUUAAAGGAACAUAUGACCACGCAUACAGGCGAGGUGUUAUACAGCUGCCCACACUGUCCUAAAACAUUUAAUUCCAAUGGAAAUAUGCAUUCACAUCGCAAGAAAAUGCAUCCUAAAGAGUUCGAAGAGACCCGCAAACAGCGACGUGAAAAUGCUGGGAAACCAGAUGUUUAUAUUGAUAAGAUAGAUAAAGRCAAAUCAACAGAAACAAAAUCUCCGAAUAGUCAAAAUGCUACAGAAGUCGAUACCAGCAGUGAUGAUGAUUCUAUGCCACAAGUAAUUAUGAUUAAAUCAGACGAUGGAAGAGAAACACACAACAUUUUAGUGACAACAGAAGGUUUCAGUGAUAACGAAGACGCGAAUCCGAACGACAAUAGUAUAAUUUUUACAAUAAAUUAGUAUAAGGUACUUGAAAUAAAUUUUUAUUUUAUAUCAAAUACAAA
Messenger RNA from Bactrocera latifrons, 2041 nucleotides. RefSeq names its product transcription factor grauzone. Gene Ontology annotation, biological process: regulation of transcription by RNA polymerase II. Bases 21 to 1997 code for a protein of 658 amino acids. Gene Ontology annotation, cellular component: nucleus. The transcript is spliced from 6 exons. The record is from RefSeq and is a predicted model, not a curated record. NCBI's taxonomy places the organism in Eukaryota, Metazoa, Arthropoda, Insecta, Diptera, Tephritidae. Gene Ontology annotation, molecular function: DNA-binding transcription activator activity, RNA polymerase II-specific; RNA polymerase II cis-regulatory region sequence-specific DNA binding; zinc ion binding.